AUGAAAAUUCUAAUUUUUCUCGCGUUUUUGAUGGCGGUGAACACCGUGAAAUGUGGGGUGCUCUGCAAUGUGUGUAUUGGAUAUAUGGAUAAGUUAUUCGCUGAACUGCUUGUAGUAGAUGCUGAUGCUAAGUCAGUUCUUGAUGUAAAUUGUCUUGAUGUUGAUGUUCAAAAGUUUUUUGAAUUUUCUUUUUUACAGGUUGCCUGUGACUCAUUUGCCAAACUAUCACAAGGAAUCGAAGCAACUUGCAAACAAAAUGUUGAAAGUGAACUCGACCAAAUUGUUACUGCUUUGAACAAAUUUGACUCGAACACAAUUUGUCAAAUGAUAAAAUUGUGCUAA
This is a messenger RNA of Caenorhabditis angaria, 342 nucleotides long. The record is from the annotation of a GenBank genome assembly. NCBI's taxonomy places the organism in Eukaryota, Metazoa, Nematoda, Chromadorea, Rhabditida, Rhabditidae.